AUGUCCGACUACUACAGCAAUGUCGAGCCUGGGCUGGGGGCGGGCUCUGGCAACGACUCGGGUCGGCGUCAGGCAGACCCAGAUGCGAACAUGACGCUCACCAAGCCCGUGGGAGACUCUACCAAGGACACUGACUCAAACGACCACAACAAGGAGUACGAAACGAUUCUGGAUCUGAACGACGCCGAGCAGCUGCGGUUCAUCGCCGAGCAACUGGAGUCUUUACAUGGGGAUGGAGACAAGGCGGACCCCAACGAAGAGCCUCAGAACGACGACUUCUCCAUUCAGCCAGCUGAUUUUGAUUACACAGAUACAUCUCAACAGCAACAGCAGCAGCUACAUCAUCAACAACAACAGCAACAGCAGGAUCAGUCUCAAGCUGCACGAAUAUCGCCUGACGACGAGUUCAGAUACUCUAUUGACUCGCGAAGACAGUUGUUGAUCGACUCGUUACCAGUGCUCGAUAACCUGGCCAUGCAGAUUCUCAACACUGUGGGUCGCCAGCCAUACCAGACGACGCUCACCAUGGUCACGGAGCCCGACUCAGAUCUCGGACAGAGCUUCUCCAUUCUCAUGUCGCUGUUCGACCAGACCAAACGGUUGUACUCGCAGUCGGAGCCCUUCAUCUCAGGCAUAUCCCUCGGAAUUAGGAAUAGAGAGCAGAAGGGCAUUGUACAAAAGGCCAACAUGGCCACGUUCUGUGCGGCUGUGUUCGGAUUCGCAGAGGUCGGCUUCUACCAUCUGCACGAGUUCUUCCUGGACUCGUUUGUGCCAGAUAAUAUGCGUCUGCUGAAAUCACAUGGUGCGCUGUUUCUGGAGCUCAAAACACAGGCGUACAUUUCGGCCAUGUCGCAGAACGAAAAGUCCAAGACGGAGAUUCUCAACGACCUGUUCCCCAUGGACCUGGACCGCAUGUUGAUCAACCGGCGAAACUCCAAGAGCCUGGCCCCUUCCGAAGUUGACUUUGUGUCGCGGUGUCGGUCGCGCCGAGAGCGACUCUUCAACGCCAAUUCCACGGCAGAACUAUCAGACACGUACAGUUGGCUGUCGUUCCUGAAAGAGGUCGUGGAACAUGUUUCCAAGGUGUACCUGGCCACCCUAGUCAGCAAAAAAGCUUCUACACAGGGUCCGAGUUCCAUCCCUUUGUUUUCCUCUCCGUCGGCCAGUUCUGCACCUAGUGGUACCAACUCUGUGGCUGUUUCAACUCCAACUUCUCCCAGAAUGGCACGAAGGCAAAAGCCCACAAACGAGCUCUCUAUGCCUGUAGAGGAGGACGAGGAGGCCGCCCGGUUUGCAGCAGCGCGCCCCAAUGUGCCUGUCCGUCGUCCCUGGAGCAAAGCAGAAGAAGCUGCAUUGAUGAACGGUCUUCGAACAGUGAAUGGUCCGUAUUGGUCGCAGAUUCUGGAGAUUUACGGACCAGGAGGUACAGUUUCAGAGGUGCUCAAGGACAGAAACCAGGUACAGCUCAAGGAUAAAGCACGAAACCUGAAACUGUACUUCCUAAAAGCCGGAGUCAAGGUGCCUGACUGCUUGCAGUUUGUUACUGGAGGGAUCAAAAAGGGAACUCGAGGAAGAAGGGGAGGAGCUGUUGAGCAGCGACAGAGAGUGCAGCCACAACAAGUUAUGCAACAAGUGCAGCAGCAGGGUCAGCAGCAGGGUCAGCAGCAGGGUCAGCAGCAGGGUCAGCAGGGUCAGCAGGGUCAGCAGCAGCAACAACAACAGCAACAGGGUCAGCAGCAGCAGGGUCAACAACGGCAACAGCAGCAGCAGCAGCAGCAACCCCAGCAACAGGUUCAGCCUCAGCAGUCGCACCAACAGAACCCCAACAUGCAGUUCCAGCUGCACAACAUUCAGCAAAUGUCACAGCAGCUGCCUCCUCUGAGUCACGUGCAUCCUAAUCUCCAGCAACAGCAGCAUCAGCAUCAACAGCAGCAGCAGCAGCAGCAGCAGCAGCAACAGCAUCAACAACAGCAGCACCAAAACUCACUUCAGCAACAUCCACACGAUAGAACGCACGAGGAAGACUCGAUGCGGGCGGCCGAAGCAGCCGCGCAGAUUGCAGCCAGCCUGUCGCAUCUGGAUGAUGAGGAUAAUACCCUGAUUCAAAAGGUGGGGGCGUUUAUCAAUAAUUAG
This is a messenger RNA of Yarrowia lipolytica CLIB122, 2133 nucleotides long. RefSeq lists its product as uncharacterized. Gene Ontology annotation, molecular function: double-stranded telomeric DNA binding; protein homodimerization activity. NCBI's taxonomy places the organism in Eukaryota, Fungi, Ascomycota, Dipodascomycetes, Dipodascales. Gene Ontology annotation, biological process: telomere maintenance via telomere lengthening. The record is from RefSeq and is a predicted model, not a curated record.